UUUCAGCAGUACAAAAGUAUAAACCCUAUAUAGAACCAAAACCCUCACUGCAAAACCCUAAAAGCCACCGAAGUCCCCACACUCUUCACUCUCUCUGUACUUGUGAAGAAAAUGGCCUUGAAUUCUAUGCUCCGAAGAGCCACUUCUUCUGUACUCCCUCUGGCCAUCAGAGCCACCGUCGGAUCCUCGAGAUCCUUCCACAGCGUGAUCUCCACCGCCCAGAAGGUCAAACUCGGCCACGCGCUGACCCAGAAAAGCUUCUCCCCAUUUCUGCGUUUCUCCACCGCUGCAGCCGUUUCGAAAACAAGCCAAGACGAGAGCCUUAUUCGGAUCCUCCAGUCCGAGAUCGACUGCGCCCAGAAGGACAACCUCCAAUACGAUGAUAUCGAAGAUGGUUUCCCUUUCGAAAUUGAAAACAAUCCUGGACAAAGAACUAUAAUACUCAAGAGUAAUUACCAAAAUGAAACCAUCAGGGUAGAAGUUGACAUGCCUCAACCUGAUGAAAUCGAGGAGGGUGAGAAUGAUGAUGAUGAUGAUGAUGAUGAUACCGGUGAUGAUGAGGCAAAAAGUGGCCCAAGCAUUCCUUUGGUUGUGAGUAUAACCAAAGGAAGUGGACUGUGUCUGGAGUUUGGUAUCACUGCUUUGCCCGAUGAGAUUUGCAUUGAUAGCUUGUCAAUUAAGCUACCAGAUACUUCUGAAGGUCAGCUUGCAUAUGAAGGACCUGACUUCAAUGAUUUGGAUGAAAACUUGCAGAAGGCUUUCCACAAAUAUCUUGAGAUUAGAGGGAUUAAACCCAGGACAACCAACACCUUGCGUGAAUACAUGGACAUCAAAGAAAGCAACGAGUAUCUGCUGUGGCUGAAGAACAUCAAGAAAUUUAUUGAGAAGUGACUUCAUUGACAAUACUACUUUCAAUGUUUCGGUUUUGGGGAGGGUAGUAACUCUUGCCUCUUUUUGAUAUUUCUCAGUUGGAUUGGUAUUAUGUUGAGCUAGGAAGAUUAUGCCUAUAAAGUAUGAUUUCUGAGAAACAAUGUUAGGCUUAGCCGCUUAGGCCAAGUGAAUUGAAUCCUCUGAAAUAUAAUUGAGGUCUGUUUUAUAA
This is a messenger RNA of Quercus robur (English oak), 1099 nucleotides long. RefSeq lists its product as uncharacterized. The record is from RefSeq and is a predicted model, not a curated record. The transcript is spliced from 3 exons. Lineage: Eukaryota; Viridiplantae; Streptophyta; Magnoliopsida; Fagales; Fagaceae. Gene Ontology annotation, cellular component: mitochondrial matrix. Bases 112 to 891 code for a protein of 259 amino acids.